AUGUGAAACAAGAGAUAAGUUGGGAUGUGCGUUCAUUAAGUAAAAGCUUAUUCGAUUUCAUGUCACUUUUUAGAAUAAAUUGCAUGCUCCAACAUCCAUUCCUUCAUCUCCAAACCCAAAUCCAAACCCAAACCAUGUCUAUCAACAACAAACCUACUUCUUUCUCACUCACCAUUUUAAUUUUAUCCCUCCUCCUAAUCUCUCCGCCUUCAUCAUGCAACACCAACUUCCAAAUCUUCGACGUCUCAAAUUCACUACAACAAACUCGCCACAUCUUCUCCCAAUCCUCAAUCCAACAACCAAACCACCACCACCACAUCACCACCUCUCCUCCUCCCUCCCUCUCCCUACCCCUCCACUCCCUCUCCUCCGCCGCCGCCAACCACAACCACAACUACACCUCCCUCACCCUCUCCCGCCUCGCCCGCGACCAAUCCCGCCUCCGCCACCUCCUCUCCAAGAUCAAUCCCAAAUCCAAAAACCCUAAUUUAAAAUUCCCGGUCACCUCCGGGUUCGGGCAAGGUACUGGCGAGUACCUCGCCCGAAUCGGUGUAGGCCGGCCCGCCAAACAAUUCUACAUCGCGAUCGACACCGGAAGUGACGUCAGCUGGCUCCAGUGCCGCCCUUGCGUGACUUGCUACGCACAAUCCGACCCCAUCUUCAACCCUAUAAACUCCGCCACCUACAAACCCCUCCCCUGCACUUCCCGCCGAUGCGCCGCGCUCGAUUCCUCCGCCUGCUUAAGAGGAAACUGCCUCUACCAAGUCUCCUACGGCGACGGCUCCUCCACCGUCGGAACCUUCGCCACCGAGACAAUCUCCGUCGGCGAACAAUCCCUGACCGUCGCAAUCGGCUGCGGCCACGACAAUGAAGGCCUAUUCGCCGGCUCCGCCGGAAUCCUAGGCCUCGGCGGCGGCAAUUUAUCUCUUCCUUCGCAAAUCAAAGCCGCCUCAUUCUCGUACUGCCUAGUCGACCGCGAUUCGGAGUCAUCUUCCACUCUCGAUUUCAAUUCCACCGCGCCGGCGGAUUCAAUCGUCGCGCCGAUGCUGAAAAACCCCCAAAUUAAAACCUACCUCUACGUCGGACUCACCGGAAUCAGAGUCGGAGGGAAACCUCUCCCGAUCCGGCGGCGCGCGUUCGCGAUCGGGCGGCGGGGGAGGGGAGGGGUGAUCGUGGACUCGGGGACGACGGUGACGAGGUUUCCGGCGGCGGUUUAUGCGGGGCUGCGCAACGCGUUCAGGAAUAUGACGGGGGAGCUGCGGCGCGGGGGAGAGUUCUCGAUUCUGGACACGUGUUACGAUCUCACUGGGUUGAAUUCGGUCAAAGUGCCGACGGUGUCGUUUCGGUUCAGCGGCGGGAAGAAGCUAGGGCUGCGGGCGGAGAACUACCUGAUGCCGGUGGAUGGGAGAGGGAAAUUUUGCCUUGCGUUUGCGGGGACGGAGGAGUCGCUGUCGAUCAUCGGGAAUAUUCAGCAGCAGGGGACACGUGUCACUUUUGACCUUGCUAAUAAGAAAAUUGGAUUUAGCCCUAAUAAAUGCUAGUUAGGGCUACUUGUGUGUGAACUAGAGUAAGGAAAUUGAACCUAAUACUUAAUUUCAACAAAUAAGUUCGACUACGAGCAUAUAUAAUGCUAGUACUUGAUUA
This is a messenger RNA of Salvia hispanica, 1644 nucleotides long. Lineage: Eukaryota; Viridiplantae; Streptophyta; Magnoliopsida; Lamiales; Lamiaceae. The record is from RefSeq and is a predicted model, not a curated record.